UCCCUCCCUCCCUUCCUCUCUCUCUCUCUCUCUCUCUCUCUCUCUCUCUCUCUCUUCUGGAUUUAUCCUUUUCCCUUCUGUAGUUUUUUAAUUGAUGCUCUGUAUCUGAUUCCCUUCACUCCCUCCCUCCCUCUCUCUCUCUCUCUCUCUCUCUCUCUCUCUCUCUCUCUUCUGGAUUUAUCCUUUUCCCUUCCAUAGUUUUUUAAUUGAUGCUCUGUAUCUGAUUCUCUUCACAUAAAUCUUAGUUUCUCUGUAUUUGACAUUGAAAAAGUCUCUUGAUUUCACAUCUUUAAGUUCACACGUGAACUGGGUUUUUGUCAAAUUUGGUGCUUUUGAACUCUGAAAGUUAGAAUUGUCUGAGAUUGCUGCCACCCAGCUUACCAUGGUACUCUAUUUGGGUUUUUUUAGCUGUAGUCAAUGCAUUAAAUUAAGGAUUCAGGGGGUAGUUGGUGGGUAAGAAAAAGUUAAGCGGUUGAAUGCUUUUCGCCAAUUCACAUAAGUGCUUUCAUCUUGAUCCUUUUCUGGGUCAAAGUUGUCUGCGUUUCUCCUGCUGGCCAGCUAUCUGGUACUUCUCCUGGUACUUCUCGGUACUUCUCUCUCUCUCAAUUCAGCUUGACAUGUGAAGUUCUAUGCCUCCUUUGGUGUUGUAAAUCAGUUUUUGUUCUGCCUUGACUUUUGAUCAUAUUUUGGGAUUAUGCUUACAAGGCUAAUUCCGUAGAUUCUGCGAUUGGUUACCUCAUAGUUGAAAGUGUUUUUUUUUUUCUAGGCAUCCUCCUUUCCUCUAGGGUCCUUUGUAUUGAAAAGAUGUUUUGCGUCUUCUCUGGUUAGUUCUAUUGUUCUUCUGCAGUCUUCCAUUUUUUGAAAUCUUAGUGAAGUACCGGUUUUCAUUUGGCCAUGGGGGAUAUGAAUUUCAUUCAUUUCAUGGGGUUCAUAUUUCUGUCUGUUCUUAUCUCUUCUGAAACCUGCCUGGCUAGUGUUCGAAAUUUUGGUUCGAUUAAUUCGUCGUUUCAAUGGGCUCAAAUGGACUGGAUUGACAACAAUGGGUUGUUUCUGUUAUCUAACAAGUCCGAGUUUGGUUUUGGCUUCCAGACUACUCCCAAUGAUGUCACAUUGUUUCUGCUGGUUGUUGUCCACAAGGACAGUUCUACGGUGGUCUGGACUGCGAAUAGGGGUUCCCCGGUUUCAAAUUCUGAUAAAAUUGUGUUUGAUGCUAAGAGUGGUGUGUCUUUGCAAAAAGGUGGAAGGGUGGUUUGGUCUGCGGAUACUGGUGGUAAAAGCGUAUCUACAGUAGAAUUGCAGGACUCGGGAAAUUUAGUUUUGAAUGGAGAUGACAAAGGAGUAGUUUGGCAGAGUUUUAGCCAUCCAACUGAUACCCUAUUAUGGAAUCAGGAAUUUUCGGAAGGAAUGAAGCUUGUAAGCAAUCCUAGCUCUAACAACUUGAGUUAUAUUCUUCAAAUCAAGUCCGGGGACUUGGUUCUUUCCGCAGGUUUCCAAACACCACAGCCGUAUUGGUCUAUGGCGAAAGAAAGCCGUAAAACAAUCAACAUAGACGGUGGUGUAGUCACUUCAGCAACUAUCAGUGAAAAUUCAUGGAAGUUCUUUGAUCGAUUCAAAGCGUUGCUAUGGCAAUUUAUUUUCUGGAGCAAUAUUGAUGCAAAUGCCACAUGGAUUGCAGUUUUAGGAAGUGAUGGAUUUAUCUCUUUCGACAAUCUUCAGAAUGGAGGGUCAAGUGGUCCUUCAGAAACAAAAAUACCAAGCGAUUCGUGCAGCACACCAGAACCUUGUGAUUCAUACUUCGAAUGUUAUAGUAACAACAAGUGCCAGUGCCCUUCAGGUCUCAGCUCGCGUACUAAUUGCAAGGCGGGGGUUGUCUCCUCAUGUAAUCCUUCGGAGGGUUCUACAGAGCUUGUAAAUGCUGGGGAUGGGCUCUAUUAUUUUGCAUUGGGAUAUAUUCCACCUUCUUCGAAAACUAAUUUGAAUGGUUGCCAAACGUCUUGCCUUGGCAACUGUUCGUGUGUUGCUAUGUUCUUCCAAAACAGUACAAGAAAUUGUUUUCUGUUUGACAGAUUAGGUAGCUUCCAAAAUUCUGACAAGGGCUCUGGCUUUGUUUCUUACAUUAAGGUCUUGAGGGAUGGAAGCAGUGGGAAGAGCGGAAACAGCAAGAAACACUUCCCUUAUGUUGUGAUCAUAGCCAUCUCGACAGUACUUGUUAUUUGUGGCCUACUUUUUAUGGGAUACCGAUACUACAGGAGGAAGGCAAGAUCACCAGAAUCUCCUACAGGGACCUCAGACGAGGAAAAUUUCUUUGAAAAUAUGACUGGCAUGCCCACGUUCAGUUACAGAGAUCUCCAAACUGCAACAAAUAACUACUCGGUGAAGCUAGGGCAAGGAGGUUUUGGCUCGGUUUACCAAGGGAGUCUCCCAGAUGGGACUCAACUGGCUGUGAAGAAGUUGGAAGGCAUUGGUCAGGGAAAGAAAGAGUUUCGAGCUGAAGUUAGCAUCAUUGGCAGUAUCCAUCAUCUGCACUUGGUCCGGCUCAGGGGCUUCUGUGCAGAAGGAAGUCAUCGACUUCUGGUUUACGAUUACAUGGCAAAUGGGUCUCUUGAUAAAUGGAUUUUCAAGAAAAACAACGGAAAAUUCCUAUUGGAUUGGGAGACAAGAUUCAAUAUAGCAUUGGGUACGGCUAAAGGGCUAGCAUAUCUCCAUGAAGAUUGUGAUGUGAAGAUUGUUCACUGUGACAUAAAACCUGAAAAUGUUCUCCUCGACACUAAUUACCUUGCCAAAGUCUCAGAUUUUGGUUUGGCAAAGCUAAUGACCAGGGAACAGAGCCAUGUUUUCACAACGCUAAGAGGAACCCGAGGGUACCUUGCACCGGAGUGGAUCACCAACUACGCAAUAUCAGAGAAGAGUGAUGUGUACAGCUAUGGAAUGCUCUUGCUAGAGAUCAUUGGUGGGAGAAAGAAUUACGACCCGACAGAAACUUCAGAAAAAUCCCAUCUUCCAUCUUAUGCCUUCAAGAUGUUGGAAGAAGGCAAAAUGAGGGACAUCCUGGACACAAUGCUAGGGAAGGAUGAAGCCGACGAGAGGGUACACACAGCCAUUAUGGUUGCACUGUGGUGCAUACAGGAAGACAUGUCUGUGAGACCAUCAAUGACGAAGGUUGUCCAAAUGCUUGAAGGCCUGUAUCCCGUUCCCCAGCCUCCAACCUCCAACUCAAUGGGGUCUCGCCUUUAUUCGAAUUUCUUCAAAUCAGUCAGCGAUGAGGGGACUUCCUCAGGACCAUCAGACUACAACAGCGAUGCCUACCUUUCUGCAGUGCGCCUCUCCGGCCCAAGAUAACAUUUGCUGAAGAUGAGAGAGAUGUACACAUUGUUUACUACCAUAUUUCUGUAUAUUUUUCUCCGUUUACGCAAAUUUUGUAACCCUAGCCGUUACUUUUCUUUUAGCUCAAGUUAUUUAUAUUUUCCUAUUUUUCUCGGCAUUGCUUGUUCAAUAAAUAAUGAGGUUCAAUAUUUGAACCGCUUUGAUUCC
Messenger RNA from Malus domestica (apple), 3531 nucleotides. Its product is annotated as G-type lectin S-receptor-like serine/threonine-protein kinase SD2-5. Gene Ontology annotation, molecular function: protein serine/threonine kinase activity; ATP binding. Gene Ontology annotation, biological process: protein phosphorylation. The record is from RefSeq and is a predicted model, not a curated record. NCBI's taxonomy places the organism in Eukaryota, Viridiplantae, Streptophyta, Magnoliopsida, Rosales, Rosaceae.